Molecule: messenger RNA, 1811 nt
Organism: Pristis pectinata (smalltooth sawfish)
Lineage: Eukaryota; Metazoa; Chordata; Chondrichthyes; Rhinopristiformes; Pristidae
Gene: ccdc83
Product: coiled-coil domain containing 83
Exons: 11
Coding region: 192-1436 (414 amino acids)
Source: RefSeq, a predicted model, not a curated record
UGGACGGUUUUUCCUGGGAUGAGACCGUUUGACCAAUCAGGUUUCGCCUUGCGUUGCCCCUGGUUACCGCAUUGGCUGCGGCUCCAAAUCAACAGGGCGCUGGAGCGAAGGCCGGGAUCCGGAGCGGGCGGGUGGGCUGCUGAUGCUCGGCGCUGGGAUCCUUGGGCAGCACUAAUCUUCUUGAAGUGAAAAUGGCAAAGAAAAAGAGAGACAACAGAGGAAGUAAUGAAGAUAAAAUGACUUUGGCAGAAGCUUUUCUGGGGUUUCGAUUUCAGAUAAAGGAGACAGCUAUUGAAAAAUCCACAAAUGAAUUAAAACAGCUUGAAGAAAUGAACGCACGAUACAGAGAACGAAAUGAACAGUUGAAGAAAGAACAAAAGGAACACAUCAAGAAUCUAUUUAAAUUGGCCAAGGAGCAAGACAGAGAACUGGAACACAAAGAGUUAAUCAGCACUGAACAAGUAGAACAGACCAUGAGAGAAAAUAUUGAGCUAAUUAGACAAAAUGAACAGCAAGUGCAAGACAUAAUGACCUAUACGGCCAGUGUGGAGCAAGAUAUCCUGAAGGCGACAGAAGUGAAAGAGUAUUGGCUAGAAUACAAAAACAUUGGAAGUGUUGAACAUGGUAAAAUUAUUGAGCAUCGGGAAAAUGAACUCCUCGAGAUGGUCAGAAGUUUCAGUGAGAUGGAAGAUCACUUUCAUAGAGCCUUGGAAAGGGUAAAAGAAGAAACUGAUAAAUUAGCAAAGGAGCAAAUGGAUGAAAAAAAGGCAAACGCUACACAGAAAGCUAUAAGUUAUAUGGGAAGACACAGUCGACAAGAAGUGAAAGAAAAUGAAUGGCUGAAGAAAGAGCUUAAACAAUACAGUAUGGAAGUUGCUAAUAUAGAACAAGCUGUUCAGAAGGUUGAAGAGGAAAAUCUAGAAAUUUUGAGUCAAUUGUUUGAUUGUCAGAUCAGUGACCUUAAUGUAUGCAGGAACUUGGUUGAGAUUUGUGCAGUUGGACCCAAAGACCAUGAUGCCAGCUUACUGGAAGGUAACUCAGCUGAAUUGGAUCACAGAGGCGAAACCUCAGAAAUCAAUGAUAUAAACUCCAAUCUACUGAAACCCAAGUGCAAAACACUCUUGCCAGUAGAGAAGGAAGUUUCCUCAAUGUUUUUAAGAGAGGAACAGGCAGAAAAUGAAGAAACACAGUUCCAAUUAAGCAAGUCUGUAUCGCAGAAUCUCACAUAUUUGCUGCAAGAUGAUGAAAAGUUCUUGGAGCAUUUAGAGUGUGGUGCAUUUGAGCAGAGGCUGUUGCACGUAAAAGGUCAAGCUAUGUCGUUUCAAGCAAUUGAGCAACCUUCCAGUCAAGGCAAGAAAGAUGAACAAAGAGAACCAAGUGAAGCAGAGCUGGGAUGGCCUGUCACUGGUACAAUGCUGAGAUCUGUUAUUUCAUAGGUAUUAAAAUUCUUACUUUACAAUCAAUAGUUCACGUGAAGAUGAAAGUGCUUCUGCAUCACAAACUGGAGUUUCAAGUUGCCAGUAAUUUAAUCUAUUUCUCUUCCCACCAAGCCCAGAUAUAUGAACAUAGCCUCACUUUGAGGAGCAGUUCAAUAGACAAGCUCCUCUGGAAUAAACAACUGCAGCAACUUCACUGGACUUUAAGAUAAUUAAAAGCAGAAAUUUGAAAUGGCAGCUUAUUAAAUAUAAGCAUCAGAUUAAAACUCUCUUGGCAACUUGAAAGUUUAUUUUAAUGAGCUUGAUAACUGACCAUAUGUAUAUCAAUACUUAAAACUUUGCUGUAAACUUUACAGGAAAUAAAAUGCUCAGUGU